This is a messenger RNA of Auanema sp. JU1783, 840 nucleotides long. NCBI's taxonomy places the organism in Eukaryota, Metazoa, Nematoda, Chromadorea, Rhabditida, Rhabditidae. The record is from the annotation of a GenBank genome assembly.
AUGGGUAUCGGCUCUUGGAAACAUGCUUCAUCUGUGAUCAUUUAUAGUAAAACAACUCAGAGAAUACUUAUGAUGAAGAGAGGAGCAGGGGCCAAAUUUAUGCCGAACGCACUGGUUUUUCCAGGAGGAGUGGCGACUCCAGCUGAUGAGAAACUAGGACCGGCUACUCGUGUUGCAGCUCUUCGUGAAGUUUUUGAAGAAACGGGUUUGUUAGCUACAUCCUCAGGCAUAGAAUCUUCCCUCUCGAACCCGGAGUUGUCGAAAAUUCAAGAGUCUGUGAAGAAAGACGCAGGACUCUUUAAAACCGUUUUUUCUGAGAAAGCUUUGUCUGAUCUCAUACCCUGGAGAUGUUGGCUGACACCUGCCUCUCUACCAAAAAGAUUCAUGACAGAUUUCUACAUGCUUCAAGUUGAAGGCGAACCCGAAAUUAGAAUGUGUGAAGACGAAAUGGUUGGGUACAGCUGGAGUUCCUCUGAAGAUUUUUUGAAAGAAGCUACUCUUGGACAUGUGGCACUUCCACCUCCUCAGGUUUACGAACUUACAAAAAUUAAAUCUAUGAAAACGGUUUCGCCUAUGACAGAUCCUGGUUUCGUAAUCUGUCCGCAGACGAUCAAAUGGACUGAGGGAGGCAAGCUGACCAAUCUCCUACCUGGUGAUCAUUUAUAUCAAGAAGGAAAUGCAUAUGAAGUACCAAUGCGUUCGAUGUCUCCCAAAGAUAUCGAAGUGGACUGUCAUAAGCCAACACAUAGAAUCGAAUACUUAGUAAAGCCAAUUUGGGGAAAAAGUAAGCUAUUUCAUCAUGGCCUAGUUUCCCCAUACGAUACCUUAUUCCCAAAUUAA